Glarea lozoyensis ATCC 20868 is the source of this 1371-nucleotide messenger RNA. RefSeq lists its product as uncharacterized. The coding region runs from base 1 to 1371 and encodes 456 amino acids. NCBI's taxonomy places the organism in Eukaryota, Fungi, Ascomycota, Leotiomycetes, Helotiales, Helotiaceae. The transcript is spliced from 3 exons. The record is from RefSeq and is a predicted model, not a curated record.
AUGCUAGAAUAUUUCACCUACAAGAAAGUCAAGAAGCAUCAGGACGAGAAGAAAGGAGGCAAGGAAAAAGAGACAAUGGUUAAAACACCACCACCGCUUCUCAACGAUGAGGAUGAAGCAUUCCUCACCCGUAUCGUAUCCGCAGAGGGUACACCGCCUCCACUACCCACGAGACCGAAUUUUGGAGCGGAGGCUGGUGACAGCACGGGGAAUGACGCGCAGAUGGUUGUGCAUGAUGGCAGGGAGGAUCACGAUCACCACCGUCGGCAUUCGAGCCAGAGCGUAGGCAAGGGGAAGGGAAAGGAGAAGGAAACUGAGGUGAAGAAAGAGAACAAGAUCACAGGGUUUUUGGGAAGAACCUUUACGAAGAGGGGACAACGACCAGAUCUUAAACCAAAAUCAAACGUCCCAGAGCCAGAGGCACAGCGAGAAGAAGAUGAUCUCACCGCUAUCCUCGAUGAUCUCGACCUCACGGCUACGAACAAUCGCGCAUUCUCUCUAUCAGCCGAAUCCCAAGAGCUGGUUCGCAAGUUCAAUGUCGUCUUCAAGGAUUUGAUCAAUGGAGUUCCGACCGCGUAUGAUGAUUUGGUAGGCUUGUUGAAUGAUAGCGAUGGGACAUUAUCGAAAAACUACGAGAAAAUGCCCAGCUUCAUGCAGAAACUCGUAACGUCACUUCCUGAUAAGUUGACUAAGAAUCUGGCACCAGAGCUAUUAGCUGUAGCGGCAGAAUCACAAGGUUUGAAAGCUGGAGCUACUGCGGCUGGCGGCGCGGGCUUGAAGAGCUUCUUCACCCCUAGCACGUUGAAAGAUCUUGUCACGAAACCUGGGGCUGUGAUGAGUGCUUUUAAAGCUAUUAUGAAUGCGUUGAAACUGAGAUGGCCUGCUUUCAUGGGUACUAACGUAUUGUUGAGUUUGGGAUUGUUCGUGCUCAUGUUCUUCUUCUGGUACUGCCACAAGCGUGGCCGUGAAGUAAGAAUCGAGAGGGAGAACGCACCUGUCGAUGCCAAUGGCCGAAUCAUAGAGGUCGAUGAAGCGGGUCCCAGUCGAAGUGGUCCUUCAUCGCCUCGCCGCCACCACUCAGAUGACAGCAGAGACCAUAAGUACGAUGAUCCCGAUGAAGAGGCAGCGGCUCUCGAAAGACGCAAAGCGAGACGAGCAGCGCAUGAGCGUGAAAAAGAAGAGAAACGCAGAGCUGAACGAAGAGAUGAGCGAGAUCAUGAGGACUCAAGUAGACACCAUAGUCGACCGAGCAGCUCUCGCCAUGGGAGUAGUAGUAAGCUCAAGGCGGAUGAGAGAGACCGUGAUGGGAGAAGGUCGAGAAGCUCUAGGGAAUCGAGAGAGUCGAGGGAUUCGAGGGACAGAAGACAUUGA